AUGACAAUGCGCGAGGAUGAGGAAUAUCCGGACCAGGUGGAGGAGCGGCUGGUGAACGAGGAGUACAAGAUCUGGAAGAAGAACACGCCGUUCCUGUACGACCUGGUCAUCACGCACGCCCUGGAGUGGCCCUCCCUCACCGUGCAAUGGCUCCCGGGGAAGGAGGUCUCCCCGGACGGCGACUACGUCAAGCAGAGCCUGCUGCUUGGCACGCACACGUGCGACAAUGAGCAGAACUUCUUGAUGCGCGCGGAGGUGUCGCUGCCCACGAUCGACACGGAGACGGACAACCGCGCGUACAACGACGAGGACGGCCAAGUCGGGGGCUUCGGGGCCGCGGAGGGCCGCGUGCAGGUCGUGCAGCAGAUCAACCACGACGGCGAGGUCAACCGCGCGCGCCACAUGCCGCAGGACAAGUUCAAGAUCGCCACCAAGACCCCCUCGUCCGACGUGCUCAUCUUUGACUACUCAAAACACCCCUCCAAGCCCGAAGCCGACGGGAUCUGCCGGCCGGAGAUGCGUCUCAAGGGGCACAAGCAGGAGGGUUACGGUCUGUCGUGGUCGCACCACCGCCCCGGGUACCUCCUGUCCGGGUCCGACGACGCACAGAUCUGUCUGUGGGACAUCAACCGCGGCGCGGGGAAGCCGAACGGCGUGCUGGACGCCAUGUCGAUCUACCAGUGCCACGAGGGCGUCGUGGAGGACGUGGCGUGGCACUCGCAGCACUCGCACCUGUUUGGCAGUGUGGGGGACGACCACCGGCUGGUCAUCUGGGACACGCGGCAGACGCCCGAGCGCGCGGCGAUCAUGACGGUCGACUCCCACUCGGCCGAGGUCAACUGCCUCGCGUUCAACCCCGUGAACGAGUACAUUCUGGUGACGGGCAGCGCCGACCAGCAGCUGGUGCUGCACGACAUCCGCGCGCUGGACCGCAAGCUGCACAUCUUCGAGGGGCACAACGACGAGGUCUUCCAGGUCGGGUGGAUGCCGGGCCACGAGACGAUCAUGGGCUCGUGCGGCGCGGACCGCCGGAUGCUGAUUUGGGACCUGGCACGCAUCGGCGCCGACCAGUCGCCGGAGGACGCCGAGGACGGGCCGCCAGAGCUGCUCUUCAUCCACGGCGGGCACACGAGCAAGAUCAGCGACUUCGCGUGGGACCCCGAGAGCGACUGGGUGGUGUCGUCGGUCUCGGAAGACAACGUGUUGCAGAUUUGGCAGGUGGCGGAGGAGAUCUACGACAACGCCGACGCGAUUCCGGUGGCUGCGGCGGCGCGGGCGGCGGCGGAGAACGCGGCGAAGGCGAGCGAGGAGGCGGCGCGCGAGGCGGUGACGCGGGCGAAGGCGGACGCUGAGACCAAGGGGGCGGCGCAGGCGGAGGGCGCGGCGGGCGGCGGGGAGGGCGCCGGCGGCAGCGGGAACGAGGAGCCGUCCGCGGAGGCGAUGGAGGCCGCGGAGGCGCUCGCGGCGCCGCAGGACGAGGACGAGGAGAUGGCUGGAGACGAGUAG
Molecule: messenger RNA, 1506 nt
Organism: Pedinophyceae sp. YPF-701
Lineage: Eukaryota; Viridiplantae; Chlorophyta; Pedinophyceae
Source: the annotation of a GenBank genome assembly